This is a messenger RNA of Medicago truncatula (barrel medic), 746 nucleotides long. RefSeq lists its product as uncharacterized. The transcript has a single exon. The record is from RefSeq and is a predicted model, not a curated record. Bases 108 to 671 code for a protein of 187 amino acids. NCBI's taxonomy places the organism in Eukaryota, Viridiplantae, Streptophyta, Magnoliopsida, Fabales, Fabaceae.
UUUAACAAAACGGCACCUUCUUCUUAUUAUCAAAGAAAACAUAAACUAUUACGCUAUGUUUUCUCCACCUUUUUGAUUCCACCACCAGUGCCACAAUCUCGCCGGCAAUGUCUACCAUAUCACGCCGGAACCUAACAACAACCAGUAUUCACAUUAUGGCCUUAGACGGAAUCGUCAACGUUAACUCACUCUUCACAUUAGCACUAUUCCUCGGGAUCACAUCCACCAACACGAACAACGCUUUAGUUGGAGACAAUCCUGCUUGCAUAGCCGGACCCUCAAUCGCCGAAAGCCUCAUGAAGUACCAUGUCUACUCCUUCAGCUCCUUCCUUUUCUCAAGCCUCAUCGCUUUGGCUAUAAAAAAUGUCAUCAAUAUUAGCAAAGGUGUUGAUGGAGCUGCUGCUAGAAAUUACUUGGUGCAGGGUUAUGCCGAACUUGCUGCGGAAGUUAAUACUGUUGGUUUGAGAUUGGGAACUUUAGUUUCGGCUUUUGGAUCGGUUUUUGGAUGUGGGUUUUUGGUUAUGGCUUUGGUUGAUUUGGUUCAGAUUAAGUUGGGAACUUUGGCUUGUGGGAGUCAUUAUACUUUGGCUGCUGUUGCUCCUUUGCUUUUUCUUGUUCCUACUGCGUUACUUAUCUAUGUUAUUCUUGUCCUCUAUGCUUUUACUCGUUAACGUUAUCAUUGCAAACAUGUAUAUAUAAAUUCAAAAUAGUGUUUGAUCAAUCAAAAGGAAUGAUGUUUAUAUUUU